This is a messenger RNA of Chilo suppressalis (striped riceborer), 5756 nucleotides long. Lineage: Eukaryota; Metazoa; Arthropoda; Insecta; Lepidoptera; Crambidae. The record is from the annotation of a GenBank genome assembly.
AUGCGAGUAUGUAACGGUAAUGUCCACAGUCUCAAUAAUCCGCGGAUUGUUCUGCUACCACUGCCCGCGAAGUUUCCCACCAACAUCGUUUGCCUACCCUCGAGUACCUCUUCAUGGCGUCGCACCCAUGUGGGUUACGUUACAUUGCCCCAACGAUAUCUGAACCAAUCCUGGGUUCUUAGUAGGCGAGCCUUGAAACCGGUGUAUCUGAUCUCAUCACAAAGGUCGUCAGAUGAGUUGGAAGAGUUGGAGACGGCGUUUGCGCAGACACACUACCCCGACGUCUUCACUCGCGAGGACUUAGCAUUGAAGAUCAAUCUGACUGAAGCGAGGGUACAAGUUUGGUUCCAAAACCGACGUGCGAAAUGGCGGAAGGCGGAAAGAUUAAAAGAGGAGCAGAGAAAGAGGGAGGGCACAGAGGUCCUCACUAAAAGGGACCCUGGCGAUGAUAAGGGUUCUUCCGAGUGCGGCAUGUCUCGCGGGUCUGGUGAGGCGUCUCCCGUCUCAGCGACCGCUACCUCCCCUCGCGCCUCCCCUCCAGUCACUCCCGGUUCGCCCAGGAGAUCGCCGCUGAGAUCUCCCCGCCGGUCGCCCACCAGGUCGCCCAGAAACGAGAGCUCGGGCGCGUUCCGCUCGUCGCCAGGCUCGAGCGAGCCGCCGCCCGGCCCGCCGCCGCCGCUGUUCCUGCCGCCGCACCUUUCGCAUCUCUCGCAACACCUCAACCAUCUGUCGCAACCCUUCUUCCCACUGAAAGGUUGGGGUGCGCCAUGUCCGUGCUGUCCCAAGGAAGAAGCGCGGUCCUCCAGCGUGGCAGAACUAAGGCGUAAGGCACAUGAGCACUCUGCGGCGCUCCUACAUUCGCUAGCAAGCUUCCAGUCGCGCGCGCUGCUGCCGUUGCCACUGCAUCUGCCACCGCUGCCGCUGUCACUUCUACCGCACGACUCCCAACCAGCGCCAGCGCCUCCAGACCCGCCGAAACAUCUCGAAUAAAUGACGUCUCAAUAGUUUUUUGUGUAAAAUAAACAUAACUGUGUGGAAAUUCCAUCUGGCAACAAUGCAUACAAAGAGCGGAACUAAGGACAUUCCAGUCGGGCGCGUUACUGCCGCCGCCACUUCAUCUGCCACCGCUGCCGCUGUCACUUCUACCGCACGACUCCCAACCAGCGCCAGCGCCUCCAGACCCGCCGAAACAUCUCGAAUAAAUGACGUCUCAAUAGUUUUUUGUGUAAAAUAAACAUAACUGUGUGGAAAUUCCAUCUGGCAACAAUGCAUACAAAGAGCGGAACUAAGGACAUUCCAGUCGGGCGCGUUACUGCCGCCGCCACUUCAUCUGCCACUGCUGCCGCUGUCACUUCUACCGCACGACUCCCAACCAGCGUCGGCACUUCAAGACCCGCCGAAAUAUCUCGAAUAAAUGACGACUCCAUAGUUUUUGUGUAAAAUAAACCCAACUGUGUGGAAAUUCCAUCUGACAACAAUGCAUACAAAGAGCGGAACUAAGGACAUUCCAGUCGGGCGCGUUACUGCCGCCGCCACUUCAUCUGCCACUGCUGCCGCUGUCACUUCUACCGCACGACUCCCAACCAGCGCCGGCACCUCCAGACCCGCUGAAACAUCUUGAAUAAAUGACGACUCCAUAGUUUUAGUGUAAAAUAAUCCCAACUGUGUGGAAAUUCCAUAUGGUAACAAUGCAUACAAAGAGCAGAACUAACGAACUUCCAGUCGCGCGGUUUACUGCCGCCGCCACUACAUCUGCCACUGCUGCCGCUGUCAGUUCUACCACACGACUCACAACCAGCGCCGACACCUGCAGACCUGCCGAAAAAUCUUGAAUAAUGACGACUUCCCAGUUUCAUAUUCUCAACGUUACUAUUUGUGUAAAAUAAACCCAUCUGCAUGGCAAUGCCAUCUUGGUAACAACUCGUACAAAGAGCAGAAUUAAGUAGCUUCUAGUCGCGUGUGCUGCUGCCUAUGUAAUUAUUACUGCACGACUCUCAAUUAGUCCCACACUCCGAAACACCUGGAAUAAAUGACAACCUCGUAACUUAUUGUUGCAUUCUUCAACCAAUGAGAAACAAAUCUGUGUGGAAAUGCUAUGGGCUUAUUUUGCAUUACAAGGAGCAGUACCCUUAGCACGAACCAAUAUCGAAUUCGUAACGUUUGCGAGUUCGAAUUGUCAUUGUCAAAUGUGUACUGAUGUUUAGUUCUUGUUACGUACUUUGUGGCGGUGCUGUUCAAGUUUCCAUACAAAAUUUGACAUUGACAUUUCGAACUCGCAAACGUUACGAAUUCGAUAAUGGUUCGUGCUAGGGGUACAGUACCGCUAUUCUACUAUUCGGACAGUUUGCGAGUGCGAAAUUUCAAUGUGAAAUUUUGUAUGAAAACUUGAACAGCAGCGCCACAAAGUACGUAACGAGAACAUUAAAAUUAAUACACAUUUGACAAUGACAUUUCGGACUCGCAAACGAUACGAAUUCGAUAUUGGUUCGUGCUAGGGGUACUGUACUAAGGCAUAAGGCACACGCAACUACCGUAUUGGCGCUCAAUUUCCAUUGUUCAUGCGCCGGUAGUCCUACCUUUUCAUCUCGAUUACAUAAUGACUUCAUAAUUUAUUGAUCUCUAAUUUAAUACUUUUUUUAGGUAGUAUGGUAUAAAAUACUUCGUUUUGUAUUAACUUAAACAACUGCUCCGAAAAUGCUUUUUAGGAAUGUUGAGUGUGACAUGUGACGAAGUAAAUUUCAAAAUUGAACAAUAUAAUAGCCCUAUAUGAUAAAUACAACCAGUUGUUUUAGAUUUUAAAUAAUUUUCAAUAACAAAUAUUUUUAUAGAUAAUUGGUAUGAAGUCAUAUUCCAUAUUUAUUACACAGAAUCUCGUUGAAGUCUUUUCUUCAAAUAUUAUACCAGCAGAAUACCAGUUCUUAAAUAUUUUUAACCUAAUAAGUGAAUUCGUAUGUGCCAUUAAUGAUUUGUGCCAAUUUAUCGUGCCAUAUUUAUUUUUAUUAAACCUUAGUCUUAGUUUUAUUUGUUUAGAACAUAGUUAAGUAUUUCCAAUCAACCUAGGCAUUGAUACUUUACUGUGAUCUGCAAAAUAAAGUUUUAAUAUUGAUGAUUUUUACGAAGAUGAAAGGCAAAAUUUUAUGUUGAUAAAUUUAAAGAAUGAGAGGUAUUUCAAUGUGCAGUUAACUGAUGCAUUAUAUUAUUAAAAGAGUUAUUUGUAAAUAGUUAAUUUAACCAAUGCACUGUUUGACCAAAACUGUUGUGAAUAUUUCCAAUCUAAUAAGUGUCAUUUAGUUAAUAAAUAAAUAAUGUAUAUACUGAAUUGAUUGUAUGAAAAUUCACAGUAUUAUUCAUAGCAAAUUGGUGUUCGUAAGAUGUCUGUAGUACUAUUAUAAUUAUUGUAUAUAAAACGUGGUUUUUAACAUUUAAUAAAAAGAGGCAUUAAUAUCGUUGCAAACAACAAUUUUAAUUUAGUUUUCUACUCGUGUACAGACUAUCAAGUAUCACAAUACUUAGUUACUGCUAAGCAAAUCUAAGUUUUUAUGUGCUUAAAAAAUUAAUUGAUAAUAAUUUUAUUUAAGUGUUAUUUUUUAUCUGGUAUUCACAGUUGAAUUGUCCUCAGACAGAGAUGAUGACAGGGUGCAAUUUUGUCAGUCAGUUAGAUUACAACACGUAUUUUCACUUUUGUUAGUCAAUUCAAAAAUUACUAAGAUAUAGCGCGUCAAAUUUUGAGUCGGUGCUCGUGACGUCACUUCUCAGUAAAAAUUUUGCCAAGACGUGCCGUCAUGUGACAUUUUAAAUCAAUAUAUGAGGAGCUGGCGAACAAAACGGUAUAAUUAUAUAAAAAUAUAUUUUUUACAGGAGCUGUGUAAAACUAAAUGACAGGGAUGAUGACGGGAUGCAAUUUAGUCCGUCAGUUAGAUUACAACACGUAUUUUCACUUUUGUCAGUCAACCCAAAAUUAGUAAAAAAAAAACAAAAACCAAACCAACUCCAGCGAACUUUUGAGAUGGUUUUUAAUAUAUAAAUUUAGUAAUUUUAACACUGUUUUAGGCGGUUUUCAUUGAAAAUUAAUUGAGAUUCAAAUUCAACGCGGCCGAAUCCUCCAGACUAGAUGCAUAAUUAUACCGUUUUCUUCGCCAGUUUCUCAUAUAUCGGCAAUGUUUUGCUUUUGUGAAAAAAAAUACAGGUGUCCAAUACUUUAUGAUAAUCUUUUUGAUAGACGAAUAAAAAAAAGGUAAUCGUCUCUAACCACAAUUAAUAUUUUAUCAUGGAUUAAAUGGUGUGUUGUCCUCUUUUGCAAUGAAAAUUAAAGCAUAAUCCUAAAUCAAACUUAAAAGUUAAAUCACAUCUCUGAGUCUAAGCAUUUUUUUAAUUAUUUAAUUUGUUUUCCCUCAUCAACAAUCAGGACACCUUCGCACAUUUACCCCUCAAAUGAUUUCAGAAGACUACAUCAAAUGUAUGCUUUGUCAAUUUGUAACCCAUUUGGAAUCAUACUUGUGUAAAUUAUAACGACUUAUGUAUUUUAAUAUAAAUAAGAAUAAAUCACUUAAAAUGUAUUAAGCUAUAUGAUGAAAAAAUAAGUAUUGUUUUGCAGAGAAAAAGUAUAUUAGUUGGAUAUUUAGUCAGAAAUUUCAAAAUAUUUAUCUACCUGCAUAAUGAUACCUUUUUGUGUCUGAGAAAUGUCCUCUUCAUCCAGACGAUACCCUUGCACCGGUCACCAGCCAGCCUAUUCUCCAACUUUUCUGACAUUUACAGUUUGUAACUAAAGAGAAAAUUGCAUAUCCAUAGAUGCUUUUCAGAUCAAGUAUCUUAGUGCCGUUAUAAUAAAGCAGUAGUGGAUCACUAAAUAGCACGGUGAUUAUUGCUACCAUCUGUCAAAAGCAGUUAGCGAAUAGGCCCACUGGUAUACACUUCACGGACUAAGGGCCCCAGGUGCGAAUGUGAUCGUGGGGCACCCAGUUAAGACUGGCAAUGCUUGCCCAGUUAAGAUUGUCCCACUCCGAUGAAGAUACCCUGGGGUAAAAGGGGCAUCAAGAUCCAGAUAGCUUGUGCAAUGCCAGCGUGCACCCUGUGUGGGGCACCACACCAAGGUAGACUCGCGGUACUCGCGUGAAGUGGGAGGGAGAGCGGUGUUCUCUCCCUUCCACUCCCGCCCCCUAAUGAUUGCACCACAGAACACAGAAAGAGGUUAGAAGGGUGAUCAUAAACUGCUUGUAUGCGAACCGAUGUCGCCGUCUGCCCCCCACUACUUGGUAGACAUUUAGUAGACAAUAGCCAAUCAAACGACGCGACAACAAACAAUCGCACCAAUCAGCGCUCACACCCGAGAGCAACGGUGCAAUCAGAACAAAGUUUUGGUCAAUUUAACAGUAUUUGCUCACACAUUAAUGUGGCGCGCCUGCCCCGUCCACAAUGCCGUUUUAACUUUUUUCUGUGUUCUGUGAAUUGCUCCGAAUGAGCCAUCUAGCGAAGUUAUAGCAAAAAUACAUUUUAUAUCCAAUUACAGUAAAUAAUAUAAAGAAAUAUGAACCUGUACAGUUAUGUUACUUACACGCCGCGCCUGUAUAUAAGUGUGACAGAUAGAGGUAUAUAACCACUGCACCAUGCACGAAACGUGGAAUUGUAGGCGUGGGCGCAAUGUAAAGUAUUAUAAAUAAAUAGAUGUAAUGUAACUUAAUGCAAUACGUACCUUAGUUACACGUGGUUAGUUGUUUUAAUUAUUAUGAAAUAAAAACAAUAUGUAUGUAACACUGAGA